Messenger RNA from Paraphaeosphaeria sporulosa, 633 nucleotides. RefSeq lists its product as uncharacterized. The coding region runs from base 1 to 633 and encodes 210 amino acids. The record is from RefSeq and is a predicted model, not a curated record. The transcript is spliced from 6 exons. NCBI's taxonomy places the organism in Eukaryota, Fungi, Ascomycota, Dothideomycetes, Pleosporales, Didymosphaeriaceae.
AUGCCUUCUCGAACCUCGCCCGUCCCACAGUUGACGUCGGUUGACAAGCUGCGCAGCAUUGCUAUGAGCAAAAGGUCAUCUGAGCCGGAAGCCGAAGUCGGCAGGAUGAGAACCCAGAACCUCAUCUUGAAGUCUGAGAACCGUUCUCCCAUGUCCGAGGGGGCUUCUGCCAGCCCAAUGAAAAACGAUACAAGAAAUCGAACAAUAAGCUUGAGGAAGAAAACAAGGCGCUCAAGGAGAAGGCCUGAAUUUGAGAACAAGAGUCCCGAGAAGAGACUGCGCACUAUCAUACGUGUUUGGCGUACGGAGCAAGUGAGGCAUCUGGAGCAGAAGAGCACACUUUGUCCGCUAUACGGGAACUGUGAUUCGUCGUGUCGGUCAGUCAUCAGAUCUGCCACCACCAUAGGCAAGAAUACAAUAAGUCUAAGGCUCUAUAAAUUGUCUGCAAAGCAAUGUGAUGUCAUCGCUGCCCCAGCCAGCAGAGAGGUAGAUGCGUCGAACUGCAGUCGACCAGAAGACCCACCUAGGGUUCCUUCGAAUGGAAGUGCCCUCUCUAUACACAUGCCCACCCCGUGUCCCCGCGAGGUGCAGAGCAAAACUCUUGCGGGAGCAACCAACUCCACAAUCAGAUAA